Molecule: messenger RNA, 2043 nt
Organism: Jatropha curcas
Lineage: Eukaryota; Viridiplantae; Streptophyta; Magnoliopsida; Malpighiales; Euphorbiaceae
Product: glucose-6-phosphate 1-dehydrogenase 6, cytoplasmic
Biological process (GO): glucose metabolic process; pentose-phosphate shunt, oxidative branch
Cellular component (GO): cytosol
Molecular function (GO): NADP binding; glucose-6-phosphate dehydrogenase activity
Source: RefSeq, a predicted model, not a curated record
AGAAAGGGAAAAUUAUUAAUUAACCACUUCUCAAAAGAUUUAAAGCACUUAGCUAUUGCCCAUGUCCAUCUCCCCACUUUGUCUCUGACUUAAAAAUAUCUCUCACACGUUCCACCUUGCCAGCAUACUUUGCUGGGCUAAGAUUUCGCUGAUUUUGUUUGAGGCACUUUUUGAUUGAAAAACUCUAAUUUUAAGAAAGAAAAUGGGUUCUGGUCAAUGGUCCAUAGAGAAGAGAUCGAAUUUCAGAAGUGAAUCAUUUGGUAGAGAUUCAGAAGAUGUGCCUGAAACUGGGUGCCUCUCAAUUAUUGUGCUUGGUGCCUCUGGUGAUCUUGCUAAGAAGAAGACUUUCCCUGCUCUCUUCAAUCUUUAUCGCCAGGGUUUUCUUCAAUCACAUGAAGUUCAUAUUUUUGGGUAUGCAAGGACUAAGAUUUCAGAUGAUGAUCUCAGAAAUCGCAUUCGUGGAUAUCUUGGCAAAGAUGCUUCAUCUGGGCACUUAGAAGAUGUAUCAAAUUUCUUACAGUUGAUCAAAUAUGUAAGUGGUUCAUAUGAUAGUGAGGAGGGCUUUCAGCUAUUGGAUAAGGAAAUUUCAAAACAUGAAUUAGCCAAAAAUAGUGUGGAGGGAUCAUCUCGGAGACUCUUUUAUUUUGCACUUCCACCAUCAGUAUAUCCAAUUGUCUGCAAGAUGAUAAAAAAGUGUUGCAUGAACAAAUCUGAUCUUGGUGGGUGGACCCGAAUUGUUGUCGAGAAGCCUUUUGGCAAGGAUUUGGAAUCUUCAGAAAAGCUUAGUGCUCAGAUUGGAGAGUUGUUUGACGAACCGCAGAUUUACCGUAUUGAUCACUACUUGGGAAAAGAAUUGGUGCAGAACAUGUUGGUACUUCGUUUUGCAAAUCGUCUAUUUCUACCCCUUUGGAAUCGUGACAACAUUGCUAAUGUACAGAUUGUAUUCCGGGAGGAUUUUGGAACUGAAGGCCGUGGUGGAUAUUUUGAUGAAUAUGGAAUCAUCCGUGAUAUUAUUCAAAACCACCUAUUGCAGGUUCUUUGUCUUGUAGCCAUGGAGAAACCUGUCUCUCUAAAGCCUGAGCACAUUCGAGAUGAGAAAGUGAAGGUUCUUCAAUCCGUACUUCCUAUCAAAGAUGAAGAGGUUGUUCUUGGACAAUAUAAAGGCUAUACAGAUGAUCCAACAGUUCCAGACCAUUCAAACACCCCAACAUUUGCGACUGUUGUUUUGCACAUUCAUAAUGAAAGAUGGGAAGGCGUUCCAUUUAUAUUAAAGGCAGGGAAAGCAUUAAAUUCAAGAAAGGCAGAGAUACGUCUUCAAUUUAAAGAUGUUCCUGGUGAUAUAUUUAAAUGUAAAAAGCAAGGAAGAAAUGAGCUUGUAAUACGCUUGCAACCCAAGGAAGCUAUUUACAUGAAACUUACGGUCAAGAAGCCUGGACUUGAUAUGCAUACUGUUCAAAGUGAACUAGACUUGUCAUACGGGCAACGUUAUCAAGAGGUUACCAUUCCGGAGGCUUAUGAGCGAUUGAUUCUUGACACAAUUAGAGGUGAUCAGCAGCAUUUUGUACGCCGGGAUGAGUUGAAGGCGGCAUGGGAGAUUUUUACACCCCUUCUGCAUAGGAUUGACGAUGGCGAAAUGAAGCCAAUCUCAUACGAACCAGGUAGCCGAGGUCCUGCAGAAGCAGAUCAAUUACUGGAAAAAGUUGGCUAUAUGCAAACACAUGGCUACAUCUGGAUUCCUCCAACACUAUAGAAAUGUAGCAUCUUUUUCACAUAUAUAAUCCUUUUUCCGGUUGCCAUAUAAACCGGCAUUUCCAUUUCGCCGAGCCUGUCUAAUGCAAUCUAUAAUACCCUAAUUUUCUGAUCCUGCCUUCUUAUCUUUUCUGUAUCGAACGCAGCCUUCUGUUUAUAGGGUGUUGAGAGAAUUCACUUGUAAGCUUGAUUUACUGCCACCCAGAAAAUAAUUCUGUUUGUGGUGUGUAUAAUAAGUGUAUUGCAGAAUAAAAUUGUCAAGCUAUUUGUAUCCAAUCAUCAUCUUUGUUCAAA